CCAAAUGCCAAAUUUUAAUGGACUAGAUAGAUGCGUGGUCUGGUAACACUUUUCAGUUGCGUCCUUUUCUUCGGACGGUUGUUACGUAUGUUUAUCAUUGUUGACUUGUGAAAUGAAGUUUGUAAAAACUUUCGAAGUUCAUAAAAAGUUAUAAAUUCAUGAAAUAUAAAAGCAAAUGCUCAAAUAUUUCAGAAAUGCGUAAAGUACAGUUAUUUGAAAGAAAAUUAAGUUUUAUAUAAAUUGUAAAGUUGAGUGAACUUGUAAAGUUGUGUUGUGUGUGAGUAAUCCCUUGUUCAUAGGUGCAAGGCGAGCGAAUUCUACAGGUGUGAAUGGAAUGUUGUGGACUUUGAAAGCCUAGCAACGACUAACUAUUAAAAUGAAAGUUCUCAUUACUAUUAAAUUACCUGUAAAUUUAAUUUAAUCAAUUAAUGCAAUGUAACACCAAAAGUGAACAAAUUUUAAAUUACGAAAUAAUGAUGGAAGAAUUAGAGCGGUGGUUCAAAAUGAAUUCCUUGCUAUGUGUUAGUAUUUUGCUAACAUUAUUUUUCAGUUUAGAACUAACGUCAUCUGCAGAUACGAAUGUACAAAUGCAACCACCUCGAUUUAGUAUGCAACCUUCCACGUCAAAUAUUGUCAGAGAGGGUACAACCAAGAUACUACAAUAUUCUGCGAUGGGUAUACCACAACCGAUGUACAAAUGGCUGAAAAAUGGAAUCCCCCUGACUGAUUACUCUUCCGAAUUAUUUUAUAAAAUUCACAACACACAACGGCAAGAUGCCGGCGCUUAUCAGUGUAUCGCAAAAAACGACGUGGGUGCAAUUUUCAGCAAAAAAAGUCAUAUAAUAGUAGCCUAUAUGGGAGUAUUCGAUAACAUAACUGAUACAGUCGUAAGUGUAGAAUCUGGUAGGGCAGCUAUAAUUGAAUUUCCCCAUAUUGAAUCGGAACCAUCCCCUUCGGUUAUUUGGCAAGAUCAACAUGGAGCUUUAAAAUACGAUCAAAAAUAUGCAGUAACUGGGAAACAUCAACUAGUCAUAUUAUGUGCGAAUCAUGAAGAUGAAAGAUCAUAUCGAGUUCGAGCUAUAAAUACACAACUAGGUAAAGAAGAAAACAGUCCUUAUAUCAAAUUAAAUGUAUACGGUGCUGAUGACAAAGAAAUACCACCGGAAAUCGUUAUUAAACCAGAGGAUACCACAAUAACAAAAGGACAAGAAUACACUGACUUGUACUGUAUCGCAAAUGCGAGACCACUUCACGAAUUAGAGACUUUAUGGUUCAAAGACGGUAUCAUGAUCGAUCUAGCAGGAAUUACAUUUAACUUAAACGACCAAUGGAAUAGAACUCUAUCCCUUAUAUCUGCUAACUUAACCCACACGGGGCAGUACACGUGUCAAGCGAGGUUGAAAACCGGCGGUUUUGCCACUGUUACCGCAUCCGCAACAGUCACAGUUUAUGAGAAGCCAGUAUUCUUAACGAAUUUAAGAUCCGAAACUUUUGGAGAAUUCGGAAAAUCUAUUGUAUUGGAAUGUGAUGUUCAAGGUAUACCGUUACCUGGGAUCACUUGGUAUAAAGACGCUAAAAAGAUCGCGAGUGUAGGUGCUGAAGUCGGAGAAUCGGACAACUCAGAUGUUGAUGAUGGCGGAGGCAGGUACAGAGUCGAAGUGGAUCGAUCACUUGUCAUCAGCGAUCUAAAAAUGGAAGACAUGGGUAUUUUUCAAUGUAUAGCGAGCAACGACGCCGGGGAAACGUCCAUAUACACGUGGCUGAAAAUAAAGACGUCCCCGCCUAUAAUGCAGACUCCGCCAUCGAAUCUGACCGUACUCGACGGGAAAGACGCAACUAUUUCAUGCCGUGCCAUCGGAGCACCAACUCCCAACGUUACCUGGUACUUUAAUGACUCCUUAAUAAUAAAUCUAUCUGGACGACUGCAAGCUCUUGAAGAUGGAGAUUUAUUGAUAACUAGCACAACAACAGCAGACAGCGGCAAAUAUACGUGUCUUCGUGCGAACGACGCCGGAAACGUAUCUGGAGAGGCAUAUCUGACAGUACUCGUGAGAACUCAAAUUAUUGCUCCGCCUGUGGACACUCGAGUGCUUCUAGGUCAUACAGCGACGUUGCAAUGCAAAGUUUCGAACGAUCCCAAUGUCAAAUACAAUAUUGAUUGGUUCCACAACAAGCAGCCGAUGACAGCUGGCUCCAGGGUGAUAGUGUCGGCGGACGGGGCACUGCAAGUGCAGGCGGUGCGCGCUAGCGACGCCGGCGAGUACACGUGCGUGGUGACGUCACCGGGCGGCAACCACACGCGGCACGCGGUCCUCUCCGUCAUCGAGCUGCCCUUUGCACCGACAAACGUCCGCGCAAUGAGACUGGAGGCGGCCUCUCAGCGCGCCGUCAACAUAUCGUGGACACCCGGUUUUGACGGAAACUCACCGAUCCAAAAGUUUAUAGUUCAAAGGAGAGUCGUCCCCGAAUUCGGACCUAUACCGGACCCAUUGCUAAAUUGGGUAACAGAACCGAUGAACGUUUCUUCGACCCAACGCUGGGCUUUAUUGACGAGUUUGAAGGCCGCCACUUCGUACCAGUUCAGAGUCUCAGCUGUGAACACAGUAGGGGAAGGGCCGCCGUCGGACCCGACAGACGUGCUGACCCUUCCACAGGAAGCGCCGUCCGGUCCUCCCGUUGGAUUCAUAGCUUCCGCGCGUUCUUCAUCAGAAAUAAUAACCCAAUGGCAGCCUCCUUUAGAAGAGCAUCGAAACGGACACAUUCUUGGAUUCGUCAUUAGAUACAGACUACGUGGCUACGAAAACAGCCCUUGGACUUACCAGAACAUCACCAACGAGGCACAGAGGAACUAUUUAAUACAAGACUUGAUCACGUGGAAAGAUUACAACAUCCAGAUUGCUGCGUACAACGACAAAGGUGUUGGAGUAUUCUCAGAUAGCUACACUAUCAAAACGAAGGAGGGAGUGCCCGAGGCGGCGCCCGACAGCGUGCGGUGUGAGGCGUACAACUCGACCGCGGUCAUGGUCACGUGGACCCCGCCGAACCCGCAGAAAAUUAACGGCAUCAACCAGGGCUAUAAGAUUCAAGCGUGGAAAUGGGACGACGCAGAGAACGAAAACGUUGAACAGAAAUUAGCAAGUGUGCCGCCCAACUUGCUGGACCCCCUCACCGAACAGUCGGCCAUAAUAGAUGACCUCGAGCGGUUCACGGAAUACAAUAUCACGGUGUUGUGCUUCACGGAACCAGGAGACGGACCCCGCAGCGAUUACUUCGUCGUUAGGACCAAAGAAGACAUUCCCGACGAAGUUGGAAGUCUGCUUUUUGAUGAAAUAUCAGACCGCGCAGUAAGAGUGUCGUGGAGUCCACCGAAAAAGUCCAACGGUAUUCUGCUCGGCUACAAACUGUCUUAUGAAAUAAUAAACAAUUCGAAGUCUUACAAAGAAGAGGUCCUACCGCCAAACGUUACGAGCAUCAAAGUCGAACAAUUGCAAGCGAGCACCCAUUACAAGUUCUGGCUGUGUGGCAUGACGGCGGUGGGGUCGGGCGCGGCCCGCGCGGCCACCAUCCAGUCGGGCGUGGAGCCCGUGCUGCCCGACGCGCCGCGGAACCUCGCCCUCUCCAACAUCGACGCCUUCUCUGUGCUGCUGCAGUUCACCCCCGGCUUCGACGGCAACUCUUCUAUAUCGCUGUGGACCGUGCAGGCGCAAACGGCACGCAACUCGUCUUGGAUUACAAUCUAUGAAGUGAACGCUCCAGAAGCUCAAUCCAUACUGGUCACCGGCUUGGUCCCCUUCACGACAUACAGACUGCGCUUGAUAGCGACUAAUGUAGUAGGAUCCUCUCAACCUUCGGAGCCCUGUAAGGAGUUUCAGACCAUCCAGGCGCCUCCGCGUCAUCCCCCCAAGAACGUCACGGUUCGCGCCGUCAGUGCCAAUAACUUGAGAGUGAGAUGGAUUCCUUUACAGCAGAGCGAAUGGUACGGUAACCCUAAAGGCUAUAACAUAACGUACAAGAGGAGCGGAACAAAUGACACACUUCAUAGCAUUAUCGAAGAUCACACGGCCAAUUCACAUGUCUUAGCCAAUUUGGAGGAGUGGUCGGUCUACGAAAUACGUAUGACUGCAAUAAACGAAGUGGGCACUUCAGCCGAAAGUCCUACGGCUUUUGAGAGGACCAGGGAAGCUGUGCCAUCACGAGGCCCGAGCGACGUAUCAGCGAACGCCACUUCAUCGACUACGGUGGUGGUCUUGUGGGGCGACAUCUCUGCACAAGAUCAAAACGGUCUCAUUGAAGGCUACAAGGUGUGCUACGCGGCCGUGACGCCGCCGCCGCGCCCCGAACACAAGAAGAUCGAAUGUCAAGCAAUACCCUCCAAUCAGACGCACACUGUCACACUGACCGAGCUCAGGAAAUACGUCGUGUACCAGAUACAAGUGCUCGGCUACACGAGGCUGGGCGACGGAGCACUCAGCGACCCCCCGGUUACUGCAAGGACUUUUGAAGACACACCGGGGCCCCCAUCCAACGUCUCUUUCCCCGAUGUCACGUUUACGACAGCUCGGAUCAUAUGGGAUGUACCGGAGGACCCGAACGGCGAGAUACUCGCUUACAAAGUCGUGUACCAUCUCAAUAGUUCCACGCAGCACAUGUUCUCCAGAGAAUUUUUACCGUCAGACCGCACAUUUAGAGCGACAGAGUUGUCGUCGGAGCAGUACUACGUGUUCAGCGUGCGCGCUCAGACGCGACUGGGCUGGGGGGUGACCGCCCGCGCGCUCGUACUGACGACGGCCAACCGCUCCCCGCCCCUGCCGCCCCCGCGCCCGCACGUAGCGCGCUCCUUGCUGCAGCCGCACCACAUCACCUUCUCCUGGACGCCCGGAGACGACGGAUACGCGCCGCUCAGGUACUACACAGUUCAGCAAAAGGAGGAAGGAGGCACGUGGCAAACUAUCCCUGAGAGAAUAGAUCCGUUUGCCACAUCCUACACCGCUGAGGGCUUGAAGCCCUAUACCGGCUAUCAAUUCAGGAUUCGAGCCACCAACGACAUGGGCCCCAGUCGCUACAGUAACGCUACUGAAACUGUUCGGACCUUACCUGCAGCUCCGAGUAAAGCCGUUGAGAAUCUGCACGUGGUUCCAAUAACUCCGAACAGCGUGCGCGUGCAGUGGACGCCGCUGUCUGAACAGUACUGGAGUGGUGAUGCUCGGACGGGAGGGUACCGAAUAUUUUAUCAACCACUCACAGACUUCCCUACUGCAUUGCAACAGACCAUGAAACUUGAAGUGACCGGUGUAAAGACUUCAGAAGCUGUUCUGACGGAGCUGGCGGUGGACCGUAACUACGAGAUCAGCGUGUGCGGCGUGAACUCGCAGGGGUCCGGUCCCGCCGGCACCCCGGCCGUGGUGUGGGUGGGCGAGGCCGUGCCCACCGCCCCGCCCGCCGCGCUCUCCGCCGUGCCGCUGUCCCCCACCGAGGUCACGCUCAACUGGGCGCCGCCCGCUCUGCACCACCGCAAUGGAGAUCUACUAGGCUAUAAGAUUUUCUACAUAAUGACAGAAUCACCCGAAGACCCGGAGCCGGGGCGACGCGUUGAGGAAGAAAUAGAAGUGGUCCCCGCCACGGCCACUUCACAUUCGCUGGUCUUUCUCGAUAAAUACACGCAAUAUCGUAUUCAGGUGUUGGCGUUUAACGCGGCCGGUGAUGGACCGCGUUCGAAUGCCGUAGUGGCACGAACGAUGCAGGGCCUGCCCUCCGCGCCCAGAAACAUUACCUUCACCGACAUCACCAUGAACAGUCUCGUAGUGGCGUGGGAGCCGCCGCGCCGCCGCAACGGUCCGGUGCAGGCCUACCUCGUCACGUACGAGACCGUGCAACAAGACGAACGUUUCAGCAAACAGGUGAAACAAAAAGUAACAGAGCGAAGGUUGGCUGUGGGCGGGCUCGAGGAGGAGGCGGAGUACCGGUUCAGCGUGCGUGCGGUGACGGUGGGUGCGGGCGCGGAGAGCGCGGCCCGCGUGCGCACCGGCCCGCAGCCCGGCUCGCCCUCCGCCCCCCGCCUGCUGCAGCUGGCGCCCGAGCUGGCGGCGCUGCGUCUGCGCUGGAACAACACCCUUUCCGGCCGCGGACCGCUCCUCGGGUAUUACAUCGAGGCACGCAGAAAAGAUGACACUCGUUGGGAAACCAUCACGAGAACAAGCAACGGAAUGUUAGAAGAGUUCACCAUUUCGUAUCAGAGCUUACUGCCGUCGACAGCUUACACGUUCCGGGUCAUCGCGUACAACGCCUACGGCAUCAGCCAGCCAGCUUACAACGAAAAAGUGAUAGUCACACCUUCGAAGCUGUACCUGGAGUACGGAUAUCUGCAAUAUCGACCCUUCUACCGACACACGUGGUUCAUGGUCGUGCUCGCCGCCACUUCCGUCGUCAUUAUCAUCACCGUCAUAGCUAUUCUUUGCGUCAAAAGCAAGAGUUACAAAUAUAAAAAAGAAGCUCAGAAGAGCCUAGAGGAGCUGACGGGCGAGCGCGAGGAGCGCGGCUCGCUGGCCAUGGAGCUGUACAGCGAGGGCGGCGCGUCGGUGCGGCGCAAGCCCGCCGCGCCCGGGAAGCCGCCGCCGCGCCCCGCGCCCGCCUCCGUGCUCUACCACAGCGACGAGGAGAGUCUGCGCGCCUACGACGCCAACGCCGACGACUCCUCGCUCACAGAGAAACCCUCGGAGAUGAGCUCCUCUGACUCGCAGAAUUCGGAAAGUGAAAACGAAAGCGUGAGGUCUGAACCACAUUCUUUCGUGAAUCAUUACGCCAACGUUAACGAUACGUUACGACAGUCUUGGAAGAAACAGCGACCCGUACGUAAUUACUCCAGCUACACGGACUCCGAGCCCGAGGGUAGCGCCGUGGUCAGCCUCAACGGAGGUCAGAUCGUGAUGAACAACAUGGCACGGUCGCGUGCCCCGCUGCCUGGCUUCUCUUCGUUUGUAUGACAGGAGGAGUCGCCCAUAGCGGCCGCACCUGCUCGAACGGUUCACAUGUGAGCCUCAUCCGCCUUAACUCUUUUUAGUCCUAGAGAAUAAGCCAUAUUGACGCAUCUGCAUAAUAGAAUGCCUAAAUUUAUAUUUAGUAAUCUAUACACAGUUAAAACAAGUGAUAACAUUGAAUCGAAACAAUACGAGAAAUCAAUAAUUUAAUACUAAAGUCGGUCAUGACGUCAUUCACAUUUAAGCAAGUUUAAAUCUGAAAUGAGUCGGCCGUUAUGACUUAGUAAAUUACAUUACAGAAUGCAUAUUCACACACUCGUUUUUUUUUUACGUUCUUAAGUAAUGUAAUAAUUGAGGUAAAUUGAAAGUGGAAGAAACGGCUAUGGUAUCUCUGACGAGGGGGAGGGUGAUGGGAGAGAUGUGCUCCGCACUAAACGCUUCACUCCCCCCUUUGCCUUUUCAUGAGUUCUGUCUCAUGCGAGGCUCGGACGUGGGUUGUUGAGCGACAGGAGGUUUUAGUCGGUUCGACUCCGACAUACCCCGCCCGCCAUCCCCAGUGGAGGGUGGGAGUACGGCGAUUUCCUCCAGACCAAAAAAAAAUAAUUGAAUAUCUGCCAGGCCCUACCUAGCGUAAACAAGUUGCAUAUCAUAGUCUUCAUACAUUCGGAUCAGAAUCAAUUCGAUUGAAUCCCCAUCUGUAGAGUUAAAUGGAGGAACUGGUACAUGUGAUAAAGAACUUUUAUUUUAUAAAGAAAAACAAGAAUGAAAUUAGGUACUGCACACUAGCUAAUAACAAUGACACAUCUCGCGAAGUCUCAAAGUUGUUUUUAGAAAAAUCUUUACUAAAUGGCUGCUAAUAUAUACACUUGCACAUUUUAUAAAAGUUAACCUGAAUUGUAUGAGCCAUUCAUUUCUCAAACACUUACAACCUUUAGCAUUUAUUAACACAAUUUUUCUAAUGUAAUCAGGCGAAGGAUGCGAUGCCGGUACGGCAGCUAGUAAAUUAGUUAACAAAAAUAAAAAUAAGACGUCUAUAACAAUUAUUAUAGACUUGUUUUAUGAUAAACUAUUUAUUUUAAUAAAAAUUUCACUGCCCAUUCCUUAUUUUAGUUAUAGUGUGUACAUAUAAAUAGUAUCUUAGCAAUAUUGAUAGCAUAAAAACUGCUCUGGAAUAGUGCUUUCAUUAUAUUAUACACUAUUGGGUUGAUUCUCAGUCAUCACUUAAUUUGAUGUGAUAAAAUGAUGACUCUCGAUUACCAUUUGACUAGAAUAGUUAACCUAAAAGUGAAUUGACCACUACCCUAUUUUAAGUCAGCAACACCAAUGCUGACUCUUCACAGUCACUCGAUAUCGAUUCGCUGCGAAGUUCUAAGGGACUUCAAUUAUAAAAAGUAAUGACAAUGUUAAUAUAUUUAUACGAAAAACUAUCAAAACUGUAACUAUAACGGAAAUCAUGGAAAUAAAAGCCACAUUUGAAGUUUGCAGAAAACUGAAUGUGUGAUACAAUUUUAUAUGUUAAUAUUUUUUUGUAUAGUGUUAUAAUAAUUUAGCCGUACGUUUUGUAAUCGCUUUAAUUAGAUUUUAAUAAGAAGUAUCCCUUUAAAAGUCUAUUUUCUUAGAUUUUUUCUAAAAUUAUUAUCAUUCUAUAAAAUGAUUAACAUCGCUCAUUACUACGUUAAAAGUUAUAUUUGAUUUAAAAUACAAUUUUAUUAUCUUUGACUAGUGUACCUAAGUUGUAUUUUACUGUAAAUUUACUUUUUAUACUUUGAAAUAUGUGUUAGAUAAAAAAACAUCAAAAGCUAUUUAUAACUGAUAUUUUAGUCCGUUUUGACUGAUAGUAAAUAAAGUUUGUUAAUGUUAUUAAGCAGCUAAAGAUGAACUUUGUCUUCGGCACAAUUAUCUCGUAACAAAUUCAUCUGUGAUUUUACAUUAAAUAAGUAUUGCUUUUUUUUGAAAAUCGAUUCUAAGGGAAAGUGUAAAAGCACUUUUUUAAAUUUAAAAAUCCAUUAUACCUCUAGCACACGUUUAAAAUUUUCUACAUUUGAAACUGUAAGGAGAGCUGUUAUUCAGCAUCAUAAAUUUUUAACACCUUUUAUGGUAGAAACCACUCUUUGAAUCUAGUUUCUCAUUUCUAGUUAUUUAAGAUUUUAUUAUGAUCAAAACAAGUAGUAUUUAAAUAGGUCACUAAAGCCACUGGUGCCAUUAAUUUGAAGACUAUGUUAAACGUUUAAGUAUACAAAUUAUAAAAGUUAGAUAAAAUCUUAUUUUAGUGUUCAUAAUAAGUACUAUUUCGAAUAUUAAAAUGAAUAAUUUAA
Molecule: messenger RNA, 9289 nt
Organism: Bombyx mori (domestic silkworm)
Lineage: Eukaryota; Metazoa; Arthropoda; Insecta; Lepidoptera; Bombycidae
Gene: sdk
Product: protein sidekick
Exons: 28
Coding region: 429-6980 (2183 amino acids)
Biological process (GO): cell-cell adhesion
Molecular function (GO): protein binding
Source: RefSeq, a predicted model, not a curated record